Messenger RNA from Drosophila serrata, 1290 nucleotides. RefSeq lists its product as uncharacterized. Lineage: Eukaryota; Metazoa; Arthropoda; Insecta; Diptera; Drosophilidae. The record is from RefSeq and is a predicted model, not a curated record.
UUGACAGCAUCGUUUUCAAUCGAGAUUUCACCUUACCAAGUGCUACUUUUCGCAUUCGCAUAAAAAAAGAGAGAAAGUUUUCCGCUAUUUAAGGAGCAAGUGGACGUCGACAUCGAGGCAGACUCGGUCUCCACCAAUAUGGGUAAGCGGUACGGUAAGCCCAUUACCAAAGAUAAGCAGAAUCCGAAAAGGAUAAAAUUUCAAGAUAGUCAGACCGAAGAAAUGGCCAAGCCGCAGAAGAAGCCUGCCAAGGCGUCCAAGAAGUCGCAGGAGAUUGCAUCUUCACGCAGUGUCAAAGAGAAGACAUUGCCAGAGUCCCCAAAAAGUCCUGAUAGCUUACCUGGAACAUCUAAGGAAAGAGUGCCACCAAUGGCUAAGGUGGGAAAGAAGUCUGUUAAAGCGUCAAAUAAGUCGCAGGAGAAUGCCUCUUCACGCAGUGUCAAAGAGAAGACAUUGCCAGAGUCUCCAAAAAGUCCUGAUAGCUUACCUGGAUCACCCGAGGGAAGGCAGUCACCAAUGCCCAAGGUGAGGAGGACGUCUGUUAGAGCGUUAAAGAAGUCGCAGGAGAAUGCAUCUUUACGCAGUGUCAAAGAGAAGACAUUGCCAGAGUCCCCAAAAAGUCCUGACAGCUUAUCUGGAUCACCCGAGGGAAGGCAGCUACGAAAGGCCCCAGUGAGAAAUAGGUCUGUUAAAUCGUCCAAGAAGUCGCAGGAUAAUGCAUCUUCAUACAGUGUCAAAGAGAAGACACUGACAGAGUUCCCAAAAAGUCCUGAUAGCUUCCCUGAAUCACCUGAGGAAAGAGGGCCACCAAUGGCCAAGGGGCGGAAGAAGUCUGUCACAGCGCCAAAGGCAAAACCAAAAAAAGCGCAGAAGAAUGCAUCUUUAGAGGGUAUCAAAGAGAAGACAUUGCCAGAGUCCCCAAAAAGCCCUGAUAACUUCCCUGGAACACCUGAAGAAAUAGAGCCACCAAUAACCAAGGGGCGGAAGAAGUCUGGCAGGGCACCUAAGAAAUCACUAAAGUCGCAGAAGAAUGCAUCUUUAGAGGAUGCCAAAGAGAAGACACCACCACCAGUGUCACCAAAAACUCCCAAUAGCUUGAAUGGAACACCUGAGGGAAGGGAGCCACCAAGGCUGCCUUUCCAGACGCCAGGCAGGGCCAAGCUCGUCUCCAGGCUGAUCAGAGAUUAAUCCUUGCAAGUCCACCAAGAAGGAGAACCAUCAGAAAAACAAAUACAAGACGAAUCCGGGCCAAGAAGUUAAUGAAAUACGAACAGCAGAUGCUUGCUAUAA